Schistosoma rodhaini is the source of this 2684-nucleotide messenger RNA. Lineage: Eukaryota; Metazoa; Platyhelminthes; Trematoda; Strigeidida; Schistosomatidae. The record is from the annotation of a GenBank genome assembly.
GUAGACAGAUUCAAGGACGUAACAUUGUCAUGUAUAGUGUGCUUGUUGAUUAUUUAACCUAAAAUAAUUGAAUUCUCAAGUCUAAAUUAUAUUUCAAUAAAACUAAAUUAUAGACUAAAUUAAUUACGUGUAUUGUUCAUAAUUUAAAUUGUCUUAUACCAUAUGUUUGAUCAGUUUCUUAAGUUUUAAAACACAGAAUCCUGUAAUAUAGUUUCAAUGUUGUAUAACUUAUUCAUAUGAUAUACCGAAUGAUAUUGAUUUAAAGAGAUAAUAUAUACUAUUCGGUUAUUAAUGCAGAAAAAAUACGUUUAUUACGACUAUAAAUCAUUCACGUGUGUUAAUUGUACAAAGUGAUUCAUUUUAUCCAAUGGACUUACUAAUAUACGUUUGUUAAAUGAUUGUGGUAGAACGCAUUUUAUUACAGAUUCUAUUAACUUUAGUAUUAGCUAGUUAUAAAUAAAAUCUUCAUCCUUAAUUAUUACUCGUAUAUGUAUAUACAUUACUGAUGGAUUACUUCUAAAAAGCAUUCAUUACUGGAAGUUGUUUGAUACUAGUCCACUUAGAGUAGAAUAACCUUCGAUAAAAGUCUAAUUAGAGGAAUAUCAUUGAGGUAAAGUAGUAGCUUAAUUGUUAAAUCCUUUUCAAUUUUUGGUUUGCAAUUUCGAGUCCUCAACCAACUUGGGUUUGAGCAACUUGUUAAUAUAUCUAGCUUAUACUAAGAGUUUACCUUGAAGCUGAAUACAUAAACAUGAACUUGAUAAGUGAUUUACAUUAGUAAUUUUUAAUUAUUGCACUGAAUGGAUCCCAUGCGAAUAUUUUUAAACUUCCCUAAAAAUGGUUGGUCAUUUUAAGGAAUCAUUUUAUGUCUAGUUUGGAAAAAAUGUGUAAAGUUAAAGAGACAUGGUGCUUAAAUGGUUUUGUUAAUAUAAAAACAGCUUCUGGUUGUUACGAUCCAGUUCUUUGAUAGUUGUAGUUUUAGCCCCUCUGAUCAUUUCAAAAAAAUUCAAUAGUUCUCUACAGUAAACUGUUAAAAUGUUACUUUCAGUGUGAAUCAUCAAGAAAUAUAUAUUAGAUCAUUUUCUCUUCUCUACACUUUAACUUCAUUAUUUUAUUGACAUUCAAUUUAGUGAAUGAAUAAUUCGUAAUCAGUUCUAGUAACGGACUCAUCUAGUGUAGACGUAUGAACGUGUAGUACUAAGGAGUUGCACAUUAAUUUGAAGUGAAUAUCAUGUUAUUCUUGGUUUUUAAUGUCUCUCUAGUUGAUAUACAUUCAUCGAUUAGACUAUCUGUUUAUUAUUUUUUUUUGAUUAAGACUUUCGUUUAAUUACAUUGAAUUAUUUGUUUAUUUAUUUUGUUCUAGUUAUCAGUCCCUAAUGCCAUCAAAUAAUAAAAGUGCACUCCGUCAAACCAAUAGAAAUUUACGAGCAGAAAUUGAUGUACUUAAAGCACAAAUUGUACAAAUGAAAAAUGACUUAUCACAAUCUCAUACUAUUCGUCCUAAAAUUGAUCAAAUGAGUAAUGAAGUUGUCGACUCUAAUCCAUAUAGUCGUCUUAUGGCACUUCAACGUAUGGGAGUUGUUACAGAUUAUGCUCUAAUUCGAGAAAAGACUGUUGUUAUAGUUGGUAUUGGAGGUGUUGGCUCAGUGACUGCUGAAAUGCUUGUUCGAUGUGGAAUUGGUCGUCUGAUUUUAUUUGAUUAUGAUAAAGUGGAGUUGGCCAAUAUGAAUCGAUUAUUUUUUCAGCCUCAUCAAUCUGGUUUGAGUAAAGUUGCAGCUGCAGCGUCUACUCUAAGUUUUAUCAAUCCAGAUGUACAAAUUGAAGCACAUAACUAUAAUAUAACUUUAGUAGAGAAUUUUGAUCAUUUUCUUAAUCGUUUAAAGCAUGGUGGUUUGAAAGAUGAAAAUCCUGUUGAUCUUGUAUUAAGUUGUGUUGACAAUUUUGAAGCUCGUAUGACAAUCAAUAAAGCGUGUAAUCUUCUUGGUCAAGUUUGGUAUGAAUCUGGUGUCAGUGAAGACGCUGUUAGUUGCCAUAUUCAACUUAUGUAUCCUGGUCGAACACCAUGUUUUGAAUGCCUGCCACCAUUAAUUGUGGCCAGCGGUUUGGAUGAAAAAACUCUUAAACGAGAAGGAGUAUGUGCAGCAUCACUUCCUACUACAAUGGCGCUUGUUUCUUCGUUAUUAGUUCAGAAUACUUUGAAAUAUCUGCUGAAAUUCGGUGAAGUUUCCAGUUAUUUAGGUUAUGGAGCGGCUAAAGAUUCAUUUUAUCGUGUUGAAUUGAAAGCAAACCCAGAUUGUGCUGAUUCAUGGUGUAACCAGCGUCAAACUGAAUGGCGUAAUCACUUACAAAAAUUAAAUCUUCCACUUGAUUCCCCUUGGGAUAUUGAAGAACGUCUAAAAGCUAAUCAAAUUAAACAUGAAAAACUUAAAGAAGCAUUAUCCAAGUCAAAACAUGAAGAAAAUGAUUUUGGCAUUGAAUUAGAAUCAGAAUCAUUGAGUUUUACAGAAUCUACUUGUAAUAUAAAACAUGAUUUAUCCAAUUCAAAUUCUGAAGGAGUUGGUGUAAAAACAUUAUAUACAGUGAAUAACAAAAAAAUUGAAUCAAACUCUCAAGAGACAUCUGAUUGUUUUAUUUCACAGACAAAUGAUAGUCUCGAAUCACUCAUGGCUAAAAUGAAAAAUUUGUAA